This is a messenger RNA of Penicillium concentricum, 207 nucleotides long. RefSeq lists its product as uncharacterized. The transcript is spliced from 2 exons. Lineage: Eukaryota; Fungi; Ascomycota; Eurotiomycetes; Eurotiales; Aspergillaceae. The coding region runs from base 1 to 207 and encodes 68 amino acids. The record is from RefSeq and is a predicted model, not a curated record.
AUGUUAGAGAUUUUGGCAUGGGAGAUGGGGGUCUCUGAAUUGGAAUUGAACUGUUAUCGUCGAUUGACUGAGUGCAUGAAGCAAAAGCGUCUAUACAACUUCCAAGCUUUCAACGGUAAGGUCCACAACCGAUGGCCUUAUAAAUCUGGCAACAACACCCCUCCUUGCCCACCAAUCAGCCCAACUGGGAGGGCCCGAAUUUUUUAA